CAUCACAAACGCCCUUCUGGGGCCAUAAGACGGUUUGGCGCUCGUGCACGUGUGAAUGCGGGACUCAACACCGUUAAAGAGACUUUAACAGCUGUCCUCAUUUUGUCCGUCUCAACGCUAACGUUCAGAUACUGGACCGGACCCGGUGUCCGUCCCUCCGCGCCGGACGCGUCGCUCUCAGAGAGCAGAGCGAGUUCUGCUUUUACCGCUGCUGCGGUUUAACUUCUGCUUCUGCUUUUUAUCGGUGGCUUUCUGCUCCGGAUGCGACUCAACGUCACAGCUGUUAUCGAUUCGCCCUAAACCCGCCGGUCCCCCGGUCCCCCCGGUCCCCCCGGUCCUCCACCCAGCGGCCUUAUGGAGUGUCAGCACGCCGCCGUCGGCGCGCUGAGCUGGGCUCUGCUCCUCGGAGGAGCCGCUUACCUGCUGCGGCAGACCCGGAUCCCUGCGCGGUACGGCCGCUACGUGGUGGCGGGGGCUCGCAGCUGUCCGGCCCGGCUGGGCUGGUUCCUGCAGGAGGUCCCGGGUCUUCUGGUGCCGCUGCUGCUGCUGCUCACCGGAGACCGGACCGGGAGCAGCGGAGACCGGACCGGGAGCAGCGGAGACCGGACCGGGAGGACGCUGCUGCUCUGCACCUUCGUGCUGCACUACUUCCACAGGAGUUUGAUCUACGCCUUCCUGACCAGAGGACGCGCCAUCCCGCUGACCAUUGUCCUCUCCGCCACCACCUUCUGCUCGCUCAACGGCUUCCUGCAGGGUCAUCACCUGCUGCACUGCGCCCGCUUCCAGCACACCUGGCUGAGGGACGCGCGCCUGGCUGCAGGUUUUCUUCUCUUCGUGGUCGGGAUGAUCAUCAACCUCCACAGCGAUCACAUCCUGCGAGGCCUGAGGCGACCCGGAGAGACUGUCUACAGGAUCCCCCGCGGGGGAAUGUUUGAGUUUGUGUCGGGUGCAAACUUCUUGGGGGAGAUCCUGGAGUGGGGGGGUUAUGCUCUGGCCUCGUGGUCUUUACCCGCCACCGCCUUUGCCUUCUUCACCGCUUGCUCCAUCGGGCCCCGAGCCUACCAGCACCACCGGGACUACCAGCAGAGGUUUGGAGACUACCCUCGCCACAGGAAGGCCUUGAUUCCCUUCAUCCUGUAGAGAGAGAGAGAACAAGCAAACUGGGUCACGCAAAGAAAUCCGCCAAGGGGAGAACUGGGGCGUCGUCCCCGACUGGAGGCCUUUCAAACGUCCACAUUCCUGUCGGACAUUUCUGAAAAGAGAUUCAUUCGUGUGCCGACAUGUUCCUUUGUGUUUGGGAUCAUAGGGAGGUGCAGGGUUCUCCUGAGCCCGGAAGCCUGCAGGCGUCUAAUGAUACAAAUGAUAGUACGUGUAGUCGUGUUUAGUUUAGAAUUGUAGUUUGUGUCAUGAUAUAUUAGUCAUUACAUUCAGUCCUAUCAACACAUUAACAUUCUGUCACAAUGUGACGUUAAAACCUGGGGACGGAUGCUUUGCCGUCAUUUAUGGAUUCCUCCCAACGUUCUUCUCUUUCUGGGAGUUUUUUCUCCUGUCAGGUAGAUGAGCAACUGAGUGUAAGACAGCCGACUGAGCCGACGUCUUGAGUGUUGGACCACAUGAUUACGAUCAUGAUUACGAUGCUCGCAGGUCACUAAAGUUCAUGUGGAAUGUGGGAAAAGAAUCCAGCCGCUUCUCUUUGUAACAGUGUACAGGGCCCCAGGUCCUUAUUCUGAAUUUUCACAGUUCUUAACGAGUUUGGUCCUUAAAACAAGGUAAUUAUUGUGGGUGACUUUAACAUUCAUGUGGAUGUGGACAACGACAGCCUUAGUACUGCAUUGCUUUCAUUGUUAGAUUCCACUGCUUUCUGUCAGUGUGUAAAUAAACCAGCUCACUGUUUUAACCUCA
Gasterosteus aculeatus aculeatus (three-spined stickleback) is the source of this 1902-nucleotide messenger RNA. The record is from RefSeq and is a predicted model, not a curated record. Lineage: Eukaryota; Metazoa; Chordata; Actinopteri; Perciformes; Gasterosteidae.